This is a messenger RNA of Neofelis nebulosa (Clouded leopard), 367 nucleotides long. RefSeq names its product Purkinje cell protein 4 (gene PCP4). The record is from RefSeq and is a predicted model, not a curated record. Gene Ontology annotation, molecular function: calmodulin binding; calcium ion binding. Gene Ontology annotation, cellular component: cytoplasm. Bases 127 to 315 code for a protein of 62 amino acids. The transcript has 3 exons. Lineage: Eukaryota; Metazoa; Chordata; Mammalia; Carnivora; Felidae.
AUGCCACCGGGCAGCCCUUUUUAAGAGAAAAGCCAGGACCGGUGGAAGAGCGACCCCUGAGCAGCGAUCCGGGUGCUGAGCACGGUGCUGAGCGCAGGGAUCCCGCGGCUGCCGCGUUACAGCAACAUGAGCGAGCGACAAGGCACUGGGGCAACCAAUGGAAAAGACAAGACGUCUGGUGAAAAUGAUGGGCAGAAGAAAGUCCAAGAAGAAUUUGACAUUGACAUGGAUGCGCCAGAGACAGAACGCGCGGCGGUGGCCAUUCAGUCUCAGUUCAGAAAAUUCCAGAAGAAAAAGGCUGGGUCCCAGUCCUAGCGGGAGAGCCCCCUCCUAGUCUGCCAGAAGACACCGAAUUCAACCAUCAUCU